AUGGGCAGCAAAAAGAGAAAAGCCGGUCGCCCGGCGCAACCGAAAACAGCCCCUGAGCCCUCCAAGUUCGACAUCGAAGAGCGAUUUGACGACUCUGAAGAUGACUUCCAAACCGGCCGUGACCAGAUUCUACUUGAGGAAGGCCCCGAGGCAAAGAGACGGCGGAGAAUUGCUGAGGAAGAGGAAUUGAUCCAGCCCUCCGACGAAGAAAUCCUUGGAUAUGAAUCCGCAGAUGAGGAUGACGACCUCGAGGACUCAGAAGAAGAAGACGAAUAUGAUGAUUUGGGCGAGCCAAAGAAGGGUGGCGCCGAUUCAGAGGAAGAAGAUGAAGGCAUUGCCGCCUGGGGCACAUCGAAGAAGGAUCUUUAUAACGCAGAUCAGAUCGAGACCGAGGUUGAUGCAUUGGAGGAAGAGCAGGAGGCCAAGCGACUACAAAUGAAGCAGUUGCAGGCUAUGAAUGAGGCCGAUUUCGGGUUCGAUGAGUCUGAAUGGGUUGAAUCCGGCAAGGGUACCGAGGAUAGCGCCGAUGCUGGCGUGGUGACUGAAGUGCUUCCACAACUGGAGAUCACUGAGGAUAUGGAUACCGAUGAGAAGCUGAAGAUUUUGAAGUCGAGAUACCCCGAGUUUGAACCCCUGGCGAAUGACUUUGUCAAUCUUCAAAGCACCUUCAAGGAUCUUCAACAUGCAGCCUCGAAGGCUUCUUCAACAGACGACGACGAUGACGAUGAAGAGCCACAGCCAUCCCCAGUGCCCGUGGUGAAAUUCCGUGCGUUAUCUGCAUACCUUGGCACGAUCAGCAUGUACUUUAUGCUCCUCUCCUCCCCGUCUCCCGAUGCGACCAGCGAACAUGUUCCAAUGACCCCCGCCGAACUCCGACAACACCCUGUCAUGGGAUCGCUUGUCAAAUUCAGGAAGCUUUGGAACACCGUCAAGGAUCUCGAGGAGGAGAUCGAGGAACCCACUGAGGAGCUUAUCAAGGAGACUAAGACCGAGACCGCCGAGAAACAACCAAAGAUCAAAGAGACCAAAAAGCCGAAACAGAAGAAGCUCAGCAAGGCCGAGAUCGCACAAGCAGAGGCCGAAGCUCUCCGCGACGAGCGUCUCCGCCAAACAGAAGCCGGCCUCGUCGAUCUCGAAAACCUGGCCACCAAGCCCGCACAGAAGCGCAAGACACAAAAGAUCAAGGCACCUCUCAAGGAUGAUGACUCUGACUUCGGUGACGAGGAUGCCCUCACAGCCCACGAGGCAGAGGAGAAGGCCAAGCAGAAACGCUCACUCCGUUUCUACACCUCGCAACUGGCCCAGAAGUCCAACAAGCGCAACGCAGCAGGCCGGGAUGCCGGCGGAGACGCCGAUCUCCCAUACCGCGAACGUCUGCGUGACCGUCAAGCCCGUCUCAAUGUGGAAGCCGAGAAGCGCGGCCGCAAAGAACUCAAUCCCGACCAGCAGCUGGGCGGAGACAGUGACGAUGAGGAUCGCCGCGUCGCCAAGGAGCUCCGCCGCGGCGAGGGUGCCAAGGAUGACGAUGAUGACGAAUACUACGACAUGGUGGCAUCCCGCUCCAAGAAACGCAAGGACGAUAAGCAGGCUCGUGCAGAUGCCCACGCUGAGGCUGAGCGUCUUGGUGGAAAGGUCUAUGAGCAAGAGGUGGUUGGUGCGGAUGGUAAGCGUGCUAUCACGUACCAGAUCCAGAAGAAUAAGGGUCUGCACGCGAAGCGCAGCAAGGACUCGCGUAACCCGCGUGUUAAGAAGAGAAAGAAGUACGAGGAGAAGCAGAAGAAGCUUGGCAGUACUAAGCAACUGUACAAGGGUGGUGAGGCUCGCGGUGGAUACGCUGGUGAGCUUACGGGUAUCAAAAAGAACCUGGUCAAGAGUGUCAAACUGUGA
Messenger RNA from Penicillium robsamsonii, 1887 nucleotides. Its product is annotated as something about silencing 10 family protein. Gene Ontology annotation, biological process: maturation of SSU-rRNA from tricistronic rRNA transcript (SSU-rRNA, 5.8S rRNA, LSU-rRNA). NCBI's taxonomy places the organism in Eukaryota, Fungi, Ascomycota, Eurotiomycetes, Eurotiales, Aspergillaceae. Gene Ontology annotation, cellular component: nucleolus; small-subunit processome. The record is from RefSeq and is a predicted model, not a curated record. The coding region runs from base 1 to 1887 and encodes 628 amino acids. The transcript has 2 exons.